CCGCUCCGCUCCGGCCCCGCUCCGCUCCGCUCCGCUCCGCUCCGGUCUCCGCCCCGCGCCGCAGCCAUGGACGCCAUCAAGAAGAAGAUGCAGAUGCUGAAGCUGGACAAGGAGAACGCGAUCGACCGCGCCGAGCAGGCGGAGGCCGACAAGAAGCAGGCGGAGGAUCGCUGCAAGCAGCUCGAGGAGGAGCAGCAGGGCCUGCAGAAGAAGCUGAAGGGGACGGAAGAUGAGGUGGAGAAGUACUCGGAGAACGUCAAGGACGCUCAGGAGAAGCUGGAGCAGGCAGAAAAGAAAGCCACAGAUGCCGAGGCAGAGGUGGCCUCCCUGAACCGCCGCAUCCAGCUGGUAGAGGAGGAGCUAGACCGGGCCCAGGAGCGCCUGGCCACUGCGCUGCAGAAGCUGGAGGAGGCGGAGAAGGCAGCUGAUGAGAGCGAGCGAGGCAUGAAGGUCAUCGAGAACAGGGCCAUGAAGGACGAGGAGAAGAUGGAGCUCCAGGAGAUGCAGCUGAAAGAGGCCAAGCACAUAGCGGAGGAGGCCGACCGCAAAUACGAGGAGGUCGCCCGCAAACUGGUGGUCAUUGAGGGGGAGCUGGAGCGCUCUGAGGAGAGGGCAGAGGUGGCAGAGAGUAAAUGUGUGGACCUAGAGGAAGAGCUGAAAAUUGUCACCAACAACUUGAAGUCCCUGGAGGCCCAGGCCGACAAGUACUCCACCAAGGAAGACAAAUACGAGGAGGAGAUCAAGAUUCUAACAGAGAAACUGAAAGAGGCUGAGACCCGAGCGGAGUUUGCAGAGCGCUCGGUGGCGAAGCUGGAGAAGACCAUCGAUGACUUGGAAGACGAGGUGUAUGCCCAGAAGAUGAAGUAUAAGGCCAUCAGCGAGGAGCUGGACAAUGCACUUAACGACAUCACCUCCCUCUGAGCCACUCGCACACCAACGCCCUGCCCUGCCCUGCCUGUCUGUCCAUCCAUCCUGCCCCCACCUGCCUGCCCCUGGGUCACCCUGGCUGCUCCCCACCCAGCCCCCCUGUCUGCCUGCCUGCCUGUCCAUCUGUCUGUCCUCUCUCUGUCUUCAGGCCCCAGUGCUGUCAGGUGUGAGUGCUCAGGCGAGGGGCUGGGAAGCUCCUGGGGGGGAGGGGGGAGCCCUGCUUUGUGUUGCUGCCUCCUGUCCAGGGAGUCCCCCUCUGUCAGCCACAGCCUGGAGGAGGUGCUGGGUUUAGGGGCCCACUGGUACAGCAGGAGGGGCCCCACCGCCUGCCCUGCUGGGGGGCCAAGCCCUGGGGCUCCGGGCGGCUGUGCAGGAGGCAGGGGAAGCAGGAGCCAUAGCCCGAGCAAGAUGCUUGCAGUGGGGCUGGGAGGGGAGGACUGGGGCUCUGUGUCAUCCAAGCAUAUGCGCUUGCUCAGCCACUGUUGGGGCUGACCUGGCCAAAAGCCACAUCCCUGCUGCGGUGGGGUGGGGUGGGGGCUGCCCUGGUGCUGCUGCAUCCUCUCUCCUCUGCCCAUUGCUGUUUCAUUUGCAUCUCAUGACUUUUUUCCUUUCUCUUCUGUCCCACUGAGUUGGUCUCAAUAAAGCAUUUUCUUUCCUCCAUU
This is a messenger RNA of Gavialis gangeticus (Gharial), 1589 nucleotides long. It is a transcript of the gene TPM2, whose product is annotated as tropomyosin 2 (beta). Gene Ontology annotation, molecular function: actin filament binding. The record is from RefSeq and is a predicted model, not a curated record. Bases 67 to 921 code for a protein of 284 amino acids. The transcript is spliced from 9 exons. Gene Ontology annotation, biological process: muscle contraction; actin filament organization. Gene Ontology annotation, cellular component: actin filament. NCBI's taxonomy places the organism in Eukaryota, Metazoa, Chordata, Crocodylia, Gavialidae.